CAGUCCUCAUGACUCCUAUAAAACACGGAUCCUGCGCUCAAUCCUCAACAGAGCACAGAACCAUAAGAGUCAGCUCCUCGGUUUAGUUUGCAACCUCAGACAGCACCGCAGAUUUUCUGAUAACUAUACAUUACAAAAAGUGACAUGGAUUCUGUGGACGGUGUGAAUAACCAGAAUGUGUUUGAACGGAUAGUUCACCUUCCCUUGUUUAUUUCUUCCUAUGACUUGGUGUCAAAUGUGUACUGUAACACCAAGAACACCCAUCCGUACUUGAAGUCUGUGUGUGAGGUGGCUGAGAGUGGUGUGAAAUCCAUAACCUCAGCUGCUUUUCACGGUGCUUUCCAAAUCAUCGGCCAGCUAGAGCCUCAGAUCUCUAUGGCAAAUGACAUGGCAUGCAAAGGACUGGAUAAGAUAGAGAAGACUCUGCCGAUCCUACACAAGCCGUCUGAUCAGAUCUUGGCCAGUGCAAAAGAGGCAGUGACAGGAGCAAAGGUAGCUGUCAGCGGUAGCAUGAACUGUGCCAAGGAGUCUGUCUCCUUCACCCUCAGUGAUGUGACAGACAGAACACGAGGAGCCGUGGAAAAGACCAAGACCGUGGUGACUGGUGGAGUCCAAUCAGUGAUGGAGAGCAGAGUGGUCAAACUGAUGAGCAGCAGCGUGAACACAGCACUGAGCACAUCUGAGACGCUCCUGGAGCAGUACUUACCUGAAACAGAGGAGGACAGAGAAAGUGAAGAGAAGAAUUCCAGAGGAUUGGAAAAUAACAGUGAUGCACCCAGUUACUACGUGCGGCUGGGGUCUCUGUCCAGCAGAGUCCGGGACAGGGCUUACCAGAAGGCUGUAGAUCAAGUUCAUAAUGCCAAAGUGUCCAUAUCUCAGCUGAACCACACAAUGGAUCUAAAGCUACAUGACAAACUGAGUUCGCUGAUGGGCCGGAAGAGUCAGGAAGAAGAUGAGAUGGUCACACAUGAGGCUGAGCAAAUUGAAUCACACACAUUGACCAUUGCCCACUUCCUCAGCCAGCAACUCAAGAGCACAUGUGUGGUCUUGGUGUCCAGUCUCAAAGGUCUCCCUCAGCACAUCCAGGUUCGGGUCCAGAUCUACAGCAGCUUCAGUAAGGUUGCCGCCCUAGAAGGUUUGUCCAACAGCGUCCUCGCCAGCAGUCGAUCCCAGCUGAGCAGAAUAAGAGAUUCCACAGAUAACGUCAUGGACUACCUGGUCAACAAUACACCUCUCAAUUGGCUGGUAGGUCCAUUUUACCUACGUGUGGAACACGGGAGUGCAGACAGCCCCGAAUGUGACAAACCAAGGACCCUUCGAGUCACUGAAUAAAGACCGAUGAAAUUUCAGAAUAUUAACCAUUUGAUUCUAUCUUAGAAAUAUAUGUGCAAUCACACAUUCCUGCCAGUAAAAACCUUCUCUUCUUUGAAAGCAGUGAUAUUUACUGUGAUAACAGUCAUAAUGAAUAAUAUACAGUGUGUCUUUACUUUCCUAUUUUAAACCCGCAUAUGCCUAAUCAUUUUAGGUAUAAAUAGUGCCUUUUUACAC
Molecule: messenger RNA, 1548 nt
Organism: Carassius auratus (goldfish)
Lineage: Eukaryota; Metazoa; Chordata; Actinopteri; Cypriniformes; Cyprinidae
Product: perilipin-2-like
Exons: 8
Coding region: 145-1332 (395 amino acids)
Biological process (GO): positive regulation of triglyceride storage; lipid storage
Cellular component (GO): lipid droplet; cytosol
Source: RefSeq, a predicted model, not a curated record